Poeciliopsis prolifica (blackstripe livebearer) is the source of this 1568-nucleotide messenger RNA. RefSeq names its product isocitrate dehydrogenase (NAD(+)) 3 non-catalytic subunit beta (gene idh3b). NCBI's taxonomy places the organism in Eukaryota, Metazoa, Chordata, Actinopteri, Cyprinodontiformes, Poeciliidae. Bases 39 to 1196 code for a protein of 385 amino acids. The record is from RefSeq and is a predicted model, not a curated record. Gene Ontology annotation, molecular function: oxidoreductase activity, acting on the CH-OH group of donors, NAD or NADP as acceptor; magnesium ion binding; NAD binding. Gene Ontology annotation, biological process: tricarboxylic acid cycle; isocitrate metabolic process. Gene Ontology annotation, cellular component: mitochondrion. The transcript is spliced from 11 exons.
UCUGCCACCGAGGAAGUCAUCCAGCUUCUCGAGGAACUAUGGCGGCCGCCUUAAGAGGAACGGUAGUAGCGUUGGCCAAGGGUCUGGGAAGCACCCGCUUGCAGCAGCUGGUCUCUAGACCUCUAAGUGUUUCUGCAAGUCUUUGUGGAUCCGAAAGCCCACCUACCCGUGCUGAUAGUACCUUCAAGGUCACUAUGAUUCCAGGUGAUGGAGUGGGACCUGAGCUGAUGACUGCAGUCAAGGAUGUUUUCAAGGCAGGUGACAUCCCUGUUGAAUUCGACGAGUUCUUUAUCAGUGAAGUGCAGAACAGGGCGACUGACGAACGACUGGAGAAAUUAUUGGAGUCGAUGAAAAGCAAUAGAGUGGCUAUUAAAGGGAAGAUUCACUCACCAAUGGAGAACAAAGGGGAGUUGGAGUCUUUUGAAAUGAAACUAAGGCGCACACUGGACCUGUUUGCUAAUGUGGUCCAUGUGAACAGCCUGCCCGGCUACAACACUCGCCAUAACAACCUGGACCUCGUCAUCAUUCGUGAGCAGACCGAGGGAGAGUACAGCUCCCUGGAGCACGAGAGUGUGCCCGGUGUGAUCGAAUGUUUGAAGAUCAUCACCAGAGAGAAGUCACGACGCAUCGCCAAGUUUGCCUUUGACUACGCCACCAAGACAGGUCGAAGCAAGGUCACUGCAGUUCACAAAGCAAACAUCAUGAAACUAGGUGAUGGGCUGUUUCUGCAGAGUUGUGCAGAGGUGGCGGAACUUUACCCCAGAAUUAAAUAUGAGAACAUAAUCAUCGAUAACUGUUGCAUGCAGCUGGUUCAGAACCCCUACCAGUUUGACGUACUGGUCAUGCCCAACCUUUAUGGAAAUAUCAUCGAUAACCUGGCAGCAGGACUGGUUGGAGGAGCCGGAGUCGUUCCAGGGGAAAGUUACAGUGCAGAAUAUGCUGUUUUUGAAACUGGAGCUCGCCACCCCUUUGCGCAAGCAGUGGGCAGGAACAUCGCCAACCCUACAGCAAUGCUCCUCAGUGCUGCUAACAUGCUGAAGCACCUCAAUCUGGAGUACCACUCCCAAAUGGUGUCAGACUCAGUCAAGAAAGUCAUCAAACAGGGAAAGGUGCGCACCGGAGACCUAGGGGGCUACGCGACAUGUGAUGAAUUCACCCGGGCUGUCAUUGCCAACCUGCCAGUCGUAGCUUCAUAAAUGCAAAUCUGUGGGCUGCUGAGACACACACACACACAGUUUUUCGUUUAUUUUUUGGGAUUUUUUGCAUUCUGUCAAGGUCUGUGCACUGCCUCAGCCAAUGUACUGCAAAACACAGAAAAUCUGCACCAAUAUGUUUACAAAACAUUGUUUAAAGUGGCAUUUUGAAGACAAAACGUUAACAGUCGUGAACAUGUCAGCUUCGCCGACCUUUCGCUUUCUUGACCCUGCAAAAAUUCUGCUAAUAGCUUCAUUUCAGGUCACUAAGCAGCAGUCGCAACGGAUGGAUUCGUACAUCUGAUUAUUUAUUAACGUCGCGUUUUAGCUUAUCGCUUCAUUUGUGGCGAGAUGUGAAUAAAAAAUGAGACGUGA